AUGCCGAAGGCCGCAGCAACUAAGAGGGGUAGCAAGGAGACCAAGAGGCGGACCAAGAAGGAUCCCAAUGCUCCCAAGAGGGGUCUCUCUGCCUACAUGUUCUUCGCCAACGAGCAGCGCGAGAAUGUCCGUGAGGAGAACCCCGGGGUUUCCUUUGGCCAGGUUGGCAAGAUUCUCGGUGAGCGGUGGAAGGCGCUCAGCGAGAAGCAGCGCGCCCCGUAUGAGGCCAAGGCUGCCGCCGACAAGAAGCGGUACGAGGAUGAGAAGCAGGCGUACAACGCCCAGAACGAUGACGAGUCGUCUUAG
Molecule: messenger RNA, 306 nt
Organism: Dichotomopilus funicola
Lineage: Eukaryota; Fungi; Ascomycota; Sordariomycetes; Sordariales; Chaetomiaceae
Product: high mobility group box
Exons: 3
Coding region: 1-306 (101 amino acids)
Molecular function (GO): DNA binding, bending
Source: RefSeq, a predicted model, not a curated record